AUGGCUUUUCCUCAGAAGGAUUGUAACCGGUCCAUCGACGCGGUCGUGCACAGUACUGCCCACUAUCCCAAUAGGCACCAUGGUCCCUCCUCGGACUCGGUCUACGGCCGAAUUCAAAGACCUCCUCACGAAUCGGAUCGAUCUCCUACCCAGGCAUUUUCUCAUUACGAAACAAUGCUAAAGUACGCACGCUCAAACAUUGAUCCGGAUAACAAGGAAGUGGUGUGUGGUCCUCUGCUGAACUACCGACAUAUGGAGGGGGAUCGCUGGAUCGGGAGCAUCCUGAUAGUGACGAAGCGGAAAGGCGAAAUCCCGCAGGCAGAACCGACUCUGCUUCUCCGUCGAUCCAUUGACGAGGAUGAUGCAUCUCAGGCGGACCCCUAUACUCGCGUCAAGGGGUCUCUGCUAUACUCUGAUUGCCGGUGCAGCUUCUGGAGAUUCGAUAUAAGUGUGACGAUGGAGUCGACGGACAGCAGGUGGGAAUACACUAUUGCAGAAGUGGAUUUUCAGCAUAGAGUCAGAGGACUCACACAUUCCUUUGUUGUACCGUCCUGCCACGAGUCCAUGCGCAUCAUGUUCUAUUCUUGUAACGGGUGGUGCGAUGGAGCAGAGGAAGGAGAAUGGAAUCAUCUUUCUCUUUGGAAGGAUGUUCUGAGACGUCAUGGUGAAGUACCCUUUCAUGUCAUGAUUGGCGGAGGCGAUCAGAUCUAUAAUGAUGAAAUCUAUCAGUCAGGUCCAUUGCUGGAAUGGACCAAGAUUGAAGAUCCCCGCGAGAGACUACGAUAUCAAUGCUCAAGGGAGCUCCAGCAGGCCUGCGAUGACUGGUACCUUGCUAAUUACAUUCGCUGGUAUAAUACUGAGCCUUUCGCCUCCGCCCUGUGCCAAAUCCCGUCACUCAAUAUAUGGGAUGAUCACGACAUCAUCGACGGAUUUGGAUCAUAUGCCAAGGAGACCAUGGAGUGUCCGGACAAGGUAUUCCAAACCGUCGGUGCGCUCGCUCAUAAAUACUAUAUGAUGUUCCAGCAUCAUCUUCCUCCUACCAAGUGGAAUCCACACAUUCUGGAACCGUAUAUUGCAGAUCCCAGACCCGAACCCCAAUAUAUCCUCGGAAUGAAACCCGGGCCCUACAUUGCGGCUCAUUCGCACAGCAUCUUCACGCGGCUGGGUGCAAGAAUGGCGUUCUUAGGGGUAGAUGCUCGGACCGAGAGGACCCGCGAGCAAACAAACUACCCUGAGACCUACGACCGUCUCUUUUCCCGAGUGCACGGAGGACUGGACGCGGCAGCGCGAUCCGAUCGGCCGAUUAGGCACCUGGUCUUGCUGUUUGGCAUUCCGCUUGCUUAUCCGCCCCUCACCUGGCUUGAAAACGCCUUUGAAGGCUCUGCUGGGCGUUCGUUCCAACGCCUGAGUCACAAGCUAGCCAUUGGUAAGGCCUCCAGAAAAUUGACUAAAAAAGCACAAAGCUUAGAUGGUAUGCGCGCAGGCGAAAAUGCGAUUAACCGGUUUGACGGCGCUAUCGAGCUUCUAGACGAUCUCAACGACCACUAUACGUCCAAGGACCAUCAAGCCGAGCGUCGAUAUCUGAUAGAGCGGAUCCAGUCCAUCUGCGCGGCGCAUUCCGUCCGCGCCACGAUCCUAAGCGGUGAUGUCCAUCUCGCUGCCGUGGGUCGAUUCUUCACCAAACAUAAAGGCCAUAUCCCAGAAAUCGAGGCAGACUUUCGGUUCAUGACGAACAUCAUCUCAUCAGCGAUCGUGAAUCAACCGCCCCCCGAGGCGGUGGCCAAACUGAUUUCGCACGCCGACAAAAUCCGAGAACUGAAUGCAGAGACAGAAGAGACUCUUUUCAAGGUCUUUAGAGAGGACUCCCGGGAUUCCAAGCGGGAGCCCAAGGGGACCGCGGUGGCCAUGCCCCGCCGCAAUUUCACAAUCAUCACAGAAAACUCGCCCAAUAACCGCGGCCGCGACACCCAUGGCUUCAAACUGUCCCUGCGACAGUUCCUGGCGAAGCAUGGACAUCGGCCUCUGCAUUUGGCAGAAGCCAACGCGGGCAGACGACAUAUUGCUGCUUCGGAGCAACAUGGACAAGGCAAUGAUGGCAGUUUGGAUGUGUGCAUUUGUGUGGAAACCGAUCACAGAGACACCUGGGGCAAGACGGAAGGCUUCGGCUUUACCAUUCCGGUGCUUGAUUAUCAUGGUUCUUGCAGUUCAAUGAAUUCCAAGUAA
Messenger RNA from Aspergillus lentulus, 2223 nucleotides. RefSeq lists its product as uncharacterized. Gene Ontology annotation, cellular component: membrane. NCBI's taxonomy places the organism in Eukaryota, Fungi, Ascomycota, Eurotiomycetes, Eurotiales, Aspergillaceae. The record is from RefSeq and is a predicted model, not a curated record.